CUUCUCACUCUCAUUUCUCGACCUCCGCCGAUCAAACCAAACCCAGAAAAACCCUGCCAACCCUAGCUCUCUUAAUAUCUCAUAUCAAUGGCUGAGGCCCACUACCGCUGGCAGCAACCACAACACCAAGGGUACCAAACCAACAUCCAGUUCGACAAUCCAAAACACCAAGGUUACCAAACUCAGUACCAGUAUGACCAACAACAACAACAAAACGGCUCCUCGGCUUCGAAUAUUCUGGCAAUUGCCACCCUCGUUCCAGUAGGGGGCACUCUACUCUUCCUUUCAGGGCUCACUCUUGCCGGUACCAUCAUUGGUCUGGCGAUGACUACUCCGCUUUUUGUUAUAUUCAGCCCGGUUUUGGUCCCAGCCGCUCUAGUCAUAUUCCUGUCUGUGACGGGGAUAUUGACUUCGGGGGUUUUUGGUGUCACGGCCCUCUCGUCUUUCUCUUGGCUGGUCCGUUACUUGAGCCGAUCUCGGCUGCCCCAGACCAUGGGCCAGAAAGUGCAGGAGACCACGGGGUAUUUGGGCCAGAAGAUGCAGGAGACGGCAGGAUAUUUGGGACAGAAGGUGCAGGAGACCGGAGACUUUGUGGGCCACAAGAUGCAGGAGACUGGAGGUCAAGUGGGCCAGAUGACCAAAGAAGCGGGCCAGACUAUCCAGGACAGGACCCAGGAAGGUGGUAGGGAUCAAAUAACCAAAGAAGGUGGCCGGGGCAAAGAAAGCGGCCGGGGCCGUGAAGGCGUUAAUGUUACAGUCAAGAGUUGAAGUUGAAGAGUGGAUCAUAGUUAUAUAUUAUGUAUAUGGGCGUCAAUGGCUAGUGGCACUUUCUAUGUUGUUUGUGUGUUUAGCUUUCUGUUUUCUACUUUCUGUACUACUGUAUGUAUGUAGCGUUUGACAGUUGUAGUUCCGUGGAUCUGCGAUGUAAUAAAUGGCUGUGCUAUUUUUCA
Malus domestica (apple) is the source of this 950-nucleotide messenger RNA. Its product is annotated as oleosin Cor a 15-like. Gene Ontology annotation, cellular component: monolayer-surrounded lipid storage body; membrane. The record is from RefSeq and is a predicted model, not a curated record. NCBI's taxonomy places the organism in Eukaryota, Viridiplantae, Streptophyta, Magnoliopsida, Rosales, Rosaceae. Gene Ontology annotation, biological process: response to freezing; seed oilbody biogenesis; lipid storage.